AUGUCCCAAACUCUUCCCAACCGCCGUGAGCAGAGCCUCUCCAAGAUUCGACUUGGGGUCUCACGACGUCACAGUCAUGCCGCUGGCGUUGACUCGGCGAGUUCUGUCAACUAUACAUUGACAUAUUUUACGAUUUAUCGAAGCAUGCAUGAACCCUCAACAUCCUGGACCUCUCACGCAACAUCAGGUUGGAAUGUACGGCGUCCACACUCUUGCUCUUCAUCAGGGGCUCUUACACACAGCGCAGAGUUUCACCUAGGAGCUCAGACACCAAGAUUGCAUUGA
Molecule: messenger RNA, 285 nt
Organism: Pochonia chlamydosporia 170
Lineage: Eukaryota; Fungi; Ascomycota; Sordariomycetes; Hypocreales; Clavicipitaceae
Exons: 1
Coding region: 1-285 (94 amino acids)
Source: RefSeq, a predicted model, not a curated record